AUGCGUAGAUUUGUAUAUUUUGCCUGAUGCACAAACCAUAUGUGUUGAACAGAUCUAAUGAGAAUGGUAUACAAAUCAUAUGAAAUGCACAAACGGGUGAAUUGCCAUUCUUUUUUUUACGCCCGGAGCGUCUUUUUGCGCAUGUGUCUCCAGUCUGUUGUUUAAAUUUCUUACGGACCGCUUAAACCCAGGGGGUGGGGACAAAGUGUAAUAUAUUCGGGAUAAAAUCGUCAGACUGAUGAUUGCAUACUUCACAUGUGUGCCUGGUGACCCCUUGCGCAUCAGGUGGACCCCAGAUGCAUUUCCGUUGAGCACCGAUGAUCAAGCGACCUCACACACUCGUAUUUACCUGUGGCAUCCAGAGUUUAACAUAUCACUGCACCUGAAACUCUGGAAGCGCACUGCACAUAACGGGACCAAACCGACCUUACCUUCCUGUAAUGCUGGAGUGUAAAACUCAAAAACUGACACUGUGAUACUGCCAAUGUUGCCAUGUAAAACUAUACAUGUAACACUUAAAGUUUUUAAACUAGACUGUUCUGUUGAAUAUAAAAACAAAUAGUGAUUUUAUAGAUUUUCUAUAAAUGAAGUAACACAUAGUACCUCAACAUAAGCCUUUGUACAAAUACACACAAAUACACUCAUGCUGACCACCAUGACGUACCGCAUGCCAAACUUCACUCUGGAGCAAAAGCUUUUCCUGCUUCGGAGAAUCCAUGCGGUGGUGGACACAGUCCAGGACUUUCGGAAAGACACCAACACUACUGUGCACCGGAACGCUGUAUGGGCAGAGCUGGCUCAGGCCUUCAAUUCGGCGUUCCCUAGUCGACCCCCCAGCAGCAUCGGGUCUCUGAAGACGCUGUGGAAACGACUGAAGGUGGAAUGUCGUGUAGCGCUGCAGAAGAGACAGGAACAGCAGGCUGCUGGGCUUCCUGUGUCUGCCCUCACUCAGGUGCAGAGAGAAGUCAUUGCCCUGGUGCCAAACCUGAUCUCCUGUCUGGAGGAGGUAGAUGGAGAUGGCAGCUAUGCCUCAGUUAGGGGCGGCUCACCUGGAGCAGUGAUGGGGCUUUCAGGCUCUAAUGGGAGUGAGCAUGAAGAUGCUGACCACAGUCAAAAUGAUGAAGUAGACAGCAAGGAGAACUUAGCCAUUGAACUUGGUUUGGCUUCACCUUCUCACCUACUUUUCAACUCUGGGAUUCCUCCUGGCACUGUGUCCUCUCCUCUCUGCUCACAUUCAGUCUCUUCCAGGUCCAGUCGUCCCUCCCUCAUCUACCCAACCCAUGCAGGAAGCACCUCAGGGCUGGCAUCAGGGACUAGGGGUGCAAACUUUGAGAUCAUACACAGAGAGCCUGCGGGGCCCCGUGCUCCUGCCAGAGGAUCGGUUGAGAAUUCAUUGCCGCCGAUGGACUCUUAUACCUCAGACUCAAAAUGGGAGUCACGUCGACAGGAACUGUUGGAGCUGGAGCAUCAGCAGACGAUGAGUCUGUUGCUGCUGCAGCAGUGUGUGUGGGAGGAGAAGAGGAAAGCAGUGAGACAGAAAGAGAAGGCGGCACGGGCCAAGAAGAGAUAUUAUCAAGCCAAACUACGGAAGAUAGGCGCGGAUUAUCUGCCCUCCAGUAGCGACAGCGAGGAAAACGAACAUCCACAGACAUGAACACAGAUGUUUAUGACAUCUUAGCUAUUUUUACUUUCAUUUGGAAAGUCAUUUUUUUAUUCUAUCAAUGUUGUUUAUUUACAAAACAAUAUAUUUUUUAAACUUAAUUGGUGUUUAGGAAUGUACCAUGUGUAUCAUAUGGAGGGGGAAUUCACUCAAGCAGGCUUCGUUCCAGUAGCAGAUAGAAAUCUCAUCUCCUUUUAUCCUCUCUCUCUCAUCAACACUGGUGCUGCAUUCCAUUCAGUCAAAAGUCGGAUAUUUCUACUUAAAGGGACCAAAAUUCAUCAUUUACUGACCCUCAUGUAUUUCCAAACUGUUUGAGACUUACUUUCUUCUUUUAAACACAAAUAAUAUAUUUUAAAAAGGGUAUAGUUUGUCCUUAAAAUGAAAGUAAAUCAGGUCCUGUGUUAUUUUGGACCCCAUUGACUUUCACUGUAUGGACAAAAACAAUUUCUCAAAAUA
Molecule: messenger RNA, 2116 nt
Organism: Rhinichthys klamathensis goyatoka
Lineage: Eukaryota; Metazoa; Chordata; Actinopteri; Cypriniformes; Leuciscidae
Gene: fsbp
Exons: 5
Coding region: 644-1654 (336 amino acids)
Source: RefSeq, a predicted model, not a curated record